AUGGAGAUUAGAAUCGAAGUUGUUGAAAACCCGAAUAUAAGGUAUCCAAUACGUACCUAUGAUGGACAGAAACAUGGUGCAAUUUUCACAGAGGAAGACAAGCUUGCAAAAACGGCUUUCCGGUAUGCUUUGUCCAAGCAUAACGAUAUUAAAACAAACCCUUUUGCCUUGGCUGCCUAUAUAGAUGAAAUAGAUGUAUCUGACAGCUUCACCCUCGCGUCAGCAAUUUGUGAUAGAAUGGCUGAUGGAGUUUUUCUCUUUUUCGGUGUCAAAAACAUGACAUCAUUAGAUAUUGUACAAUCAUUUACAAAAACUUUCCACAUGCCUUACUUGUCACCAAGCACAUCCAUGUGGACUCCGAAGUCAGAAUUUGGGUAUGAGGUACACUUGAAACCAGACUUUUCAUACGCUAUUAUGGACAUGAUCCUGUAUUUUGAAUGGCCAAAAGUCCAUUACGUCUACGAUUCAGAUGAAGGUCUACAGCACAUGCAGCUUGUAUUAUCUCAGCUUAGGGAAGUUAUGGAAGCCGGUCAUCCAUUUAACGUCAAACUUGUGGCUCGUAGAUUAUACAACGUUACGCAUGCGCAUGAUGAAUUACGUCAGCUUGAUAAAGUAGAAUCCGACCAGGACAAACAUAAGUUCAUUGUAUUUGACCUCUCAUCGGAAAAGGCUUAUAGACAUAUUUUACGACAGAUUCCAGAGGUUGGAAUGAACAAGGAUGGAUAUCAUUACCUGAUUGCUACACUGGAUUUUGCCAAUAUGGACAUGCGGCGCUAUCUGCACGGUGGUGUAAAUAUAACAGGAUUUCAGCUGAUUGAUUUAGAGAGUAAAGUUUUGGCAAAUUUUAUCAAAGAAUGGAAUAAUAUUGAUCACAGCUCCCUUCCCGAUUCUCGCAACUCACUUUCAGAUACAACGUUGACGUAUGAAGCGGCAUUAGCAGUUGACGCCAUAGCUGUGAUAGAACGGGCUCUAAAAGGCAUGGUAACGGAAAACUCGAAAAUAUUUCAGUCUACUUUUCGACGAAAGGAGGUUUACAAUAACAACCGUACAAAAGGUAUUCCGUGUACAACACACCCUCCUAUUCCAUGGAUGCAUGGUGCCGCUAUUAUGGAACAAAUAAAGAGGCUUGACUUUGAAGGCCUUACUGGACGGAUCAACUUUGAUAGCGAGGGGUAUAGACGCGAUUACAAACUGGAUGUUUAUACUGUUGGGCUAGAUACAGGACCAACAAAGAUUGGUUCUUGGAGUCCAUAUGGUCAGUUUGGGAGUUUGUAUGAUGUUCCGGACAAUACUCCGUACGACUUGAACGGAGAAAGACCCAUAAUUAUAACAAGUAUAGAAUCGGCGCCAUUUUUGAUGAUAAAGAAGCCAGAUAAGAAUGGAAAGCCUUUGUUAGGGAAUGACAGAUUUGAAGGAUAUGUUAAAGAUCUUGCUGAAAAAAUUAGUGAGAAAUAUAAAUUUGAAUACGAAAUAAGACUGGUGAAUGACAGUAGGUAUGGAGCUUUUGUCAAGAAAAAUGGCACGUGGGACGGUAUGAUUGGUGAGCUAAUACGGCACGAAGCUGACAUUUGUAUUGCACCGUUAACAAUUACAUACGAUAGGGAAAAGGUUGUAGAUUUCUCGAAACCUUUUAUGAAUUUUGGCAUCAGUAUAAUGAUUAAGAAACCAGAAAUUAUGAAACCAGGCGUGUUUUCUUUCAUGGAACCACUGGAGGCCAAAAUUUGGAUCUGUGUUGUGUUUGCGUACAGUUCCGUUAGUGUGGGGCUGUUUUUGGUUGGUCGGUUUAGCCCGUUUGAGUGGAAUUCGUCAAACAGCGGGCCAAUAGGAGACCAUUUUGGAAUCCUCAACUCUCUCUGGUUUGCUAUGGGUGCCCUUAUGUUACAAGGAAGCGACUCAUGUCCUAGGUCAUUCUCUGGACGUGUUAUAGGCACAGUGUGGUGGUUUUUCGUCUUGAUCAUUAUAUCUUCAUACACUGCCAAUUUAGCUGCCUUCCUCACUAUAGAGCGGAUGCAUGUACCAAUCGAGUCCGCAGACGAUCUCUCAAUGCAGACAGAUAUAAAAUAUGGAAUUCUAGGAUCGGGCUCCACCAGGGAAUUUUUUAAAAACUCAAAAGUGCCUGUGUAUGAACGGAUGUGGAAUUACAUGUCUGCUAAUCCAUCUGUGUUUGUAAAGAGUAACGUAGAAGGGAUUGAAAGAGUGAAGAAAUCAAAAGGGAAGUAUGCUUAUCUGCUGGAAUCUCCAUUGAACGAAUACGAAAAUAGCAAAGAACCUUGUGACACAAUGAAAGUUGGACCAAACCUGAAUUCAAAAGGAUACGGAAUCGCUACUCGAAAAUAUUCACCGUUGAGUGACCAGAUGAAUCUGGCGGUACUGAUGUUAAUGGAAGAUGGUACAUUACCAAAGCUACAGAGGACAUGGUGGAAAGAUAAAGGAGUUUGUGCCAUUAGUUCCGAUUCUUCUGGUAAACGGGAACUUUCUCUGAGCAAUGUUGCCGGUAUAUUUUAUAUUCUUGUCGGCGGACUUGCGGUGGCCGUGAUCAUAGCCAGUAUAGAAUUUCUAUGCACAAAAACCAAGUUUUUAGAAAAGACAUCGUAUAUCAAGGCAACUGAAACUGUCACAACAUUGCUCAAUAAUGCAACAAUGGAUAGAGAAAAUGGUGACAUCGGAAAUGACCAUUCAAAUAACACAACAAAUUAUAGUGAAAAACAAGAGUCAACGUUUAAUUAUGCCGCACCACCACCAUGUAUAGGAUUUGAACAUUUUACACAAGGCCAAACAGAAUUGUGAUACAUUUUUAUUACCUUUGGAUACCCUUUAUAAAUUUCUUAGAAGUGCACAUAUUAAUAUCAUACAACAACGAAGAUCAGAAGCGACAGAAGUAUUGCCAGAAGUUUGAACCCGUGUCAGUGAUGGUGCGGGCAAAUUUAGGAGUAAUCGUUUUGUCAUAAGAGUUACAUCUCAUGUUGGUGCCAUUGUAUGCCCUUGCAUGAUACCCAUAUUGGGAACAAAACGCUCAAAUAAACAGCUAACCUUUCUCUUUGAUAUGAACUGGGUUUAAACUGGAUA
Mercenaria mercenaria is the source of this 3066-nucleotide messenger RNA. RefSeq names its product glutamate receptor 3-like. Gene Ontology annotation, cellular component: plasma membrane; postsynaptic membrane. Gene Ontology annotation, biological process: modulation of chemical synaptic transmission; synaptic transmission, glutamatergic; monoatomic ion transport. The record is from RefSeq and is a predicted model, not a curated record. NCBI's taxonomy places the organism in Eukaryota, Metazoa, Mollusca, Bivalvia, Venerida, Veneridae. Bases 1 to 2787 code for a protein of 928 amino acids. Gene Ontology annotation, molecular function: transmitter-gated monoatomic ion channel activity involved in regulation of postsynaptic membrane potential; glutamate-gated receptor activity. The transcript has 18 exons.